AUGCCGUAUUCCAUCACGGUCAAACAGAUCGAGGGAAAGCCCGGGAAGGUUUACUACCCUCUGCAACUCAAUGAAGCCCCAAAACCCUCCCCAGGCCCUAAGCAGGUCUUGGUGAAGCUCACUGCGGCGGCACUGAACCACCGUGACCUUUUCAUCCGGCGCCAUCUUUACCCCGGCAUCUCAUUCGACCACCCACUACUUGCAGACGGCUACGGCUUUGUUGUCGAGGUUGGCGAGGGUGCCAGCAAGGACCUCCUGAACAAGCCCGUCGUCAUCACCCCAAGCCGCGGCUGGGCCUCGAGUCCCGAUGGCCCCGAGGACGCUCGCAAGUUCAGUGUGAUCGGUGCAACCAAACUGUACCCUGACGGCACCGCACAGGAGUAUCUUGCUCUCCCCGAAGCCGAAGUCGAGCUGGCACCGGAGCACUUGACGCCAGCCGAGGGAGCCGCAUUACCCCUUGUCGGCCUCACCGGCUGGCGUGCGUUGGUCACGAAGAGUGGCAACGCUGAGAAGGGCAGAAACAUUCUCGUCACGGGCAUUGGCGGCGGCGUGGCGCUCCAAGUUUUGCAGUUUGGCGUGGCGCUCGGCUGCAAUGUCUAUGUCACCUCGGGUGACGAGGCGAAGAUCGAGAGGGCCAAGAAGAUGGGCGCGGCCGGCGGUGUAAAUUACAAGGAGGACGGCUGGGAGAAGAAGCUCCAAGGCCAGCUUCCCAAGUCACGCCCUUACCUCGAUGCCGUCAUCGAUGGUGCCGGGGGAGACAUUGUGGGCAAGGCCGUGAGGCUGCUCAAGCCCGGCGGUGUCAUCAGCCAGUAUGGCAUGACCGUGUCGCCGCAGAUGGAAUGGUUGAUGCAAGCGGUGUUGAAGAACGUGGAGCUCAAGGGCACGACAAUGGGCUCGCGAGAUGAAUUCAGGGAUAUGGUUGCCUUUGUCAGAGAAAAGAAGAUUCGGCCAAUUGUCAGCCGCACGGUCAAGGGACUGACGAAUCUUGAGGGUAUUGACAGUUUGUUCAAGGACAUGGAGGCUGGCAAGCAGUUUGGUAAGCUGGUCGUUGAGUUUAACGAUUCUACGGCGGCGUCGCCAUCCAAGUUGUAG
Colletotrichum chrysophilum is the source of this 1092-nucleotide messenger RNA. RefSeq lists its product as uncharacterized. The coding region runs from base 1 to 1092 and encodes 363 amino acids. NCBI's taxonomy places the organism in Eukaryota, Fungi, Ascomycota, Sordariomycetes, Glomerellales, Glomerellaceae. The record is from RefSeq and is a predicted model, not a curated record. Gene Ontology annotation, molecular function: oxidoreductase activity. The transcript has 2 exons.